UAUACUGCUCAUUUGCCUUGCUUAUCAAGCAACUUCCUAAUACUCUCUCUCUCUUUCUCUCUCUCUCUCUCUCUGCAACAUUCAUGGCAAAAGCAUAAUCAUCAGCACUCCAGUUCAAAACCAUCUGUGAAGGCCGUUUCUUCCCUUUUGCUUUUGUAGUCAAGGCUCAAACAAAGGUGUGGAAGAACCCCUUGAGCUUUAGAAACACCAGCCGGGUUCUCUCUCUCUCUCUCUCCCCCUCACACACAGCACACACACACAAACCGCCUGCCUGCGCUUCUUAAAUUGGCAAAGGCUUAAAGGUGGUAUGUAGGUUUUGAGGGCACCUUUUUCUUUUGUUUUUUUGUUUUUUUUUCCUCUCCCACUAGCUCUAUCUCACACUGGCUUCAGUUAAAGUAGCUAGAGAGGGAAUUCUGGUUCUUUCCGUUGUUAAAGCAGGUUUAUAGCUCAAUCUCGCUGUGACAGUUUACUCUUUUCUUCUCCUCCUUCUUCCUAAUUCAUUUCCCUCCUCUCCUCUCCGGUCCCCUUCUUCUCCUUACCUGAUAUACCCUAGCUAGGCAACAUACCCAUAUUUGCUAUUCUUGCCGGCAUACUCAUCUGGUUUUUGCUGAAUUUCUCGAUCUAAAUUGAAUUUGUUUUCUGAGAGCAAAUAUCUGGGAUAUGAGCAGCGGUCGCCAUACGCAGAUAAAUAUUUCACAGAAGCUUAUAAUUUCAUCAGCUCGAGAGAAAGAAGAUAGAUAGAUAGGCUUCCGUACGUCGAAAAGCAAUGAAUAAGAGUAGUACUGUGGGCUCCAUUAGCAGCUCUGAUCUCAUCGAUGCCAAGCUCGAAGAGCAUAAGAUGUGUGGAUCCAAGCAAUGCCCUGGUUGUGGACACAAGCUCGAAGGCAAGCCGGACUGGUUAGGUCUACCUGCAGGAGUGAAAUUUGAUCCUACAGACCAAGAAUUGAUAGAACACCUUGAAGCAAAGGUGGAGGCGAAAGACAUGAAAUCUCACCCUUUGAUAGAUGAGUUUAUCACUACUAUUGAAGGAGAAGAUGGGAUUUGUUAUACCCAUCCUGAAAAACUUCCAGGAGUCACAAGAGAUGGCUUGAGCAAACAUUUCUUCCACAGACCAUCGAAAGCUUACACAACCGGGACACGAAAGAGGAGAAAAAUUCAAACUGAAUGCGAUUUACAAGGGGGAGAAACAAGGUGGCACAAGACUGGAAAAACUAGGCCUGUAAUGGUGAAUGGAAAACAAAAGGGUUGCAAGAAAAUACUCGUCCUUUACACUAAUUUUGGAAAAAACAGAAAACCAGAAAAGACCAACUGGGUCAUGCAUCAAUACCACCUUGGUCAGCACGAAGAAGAAAAGGAAGGAGAGCUUGUUGUUUCAAAGAUAUUCUAUCAAACGCAGCCAAGGCAAUGCAAUUGGUCUGAUCGAAGUACUGCAACCACUGGGGAAGCAAGCAGUGAGCCUAAUAGCAGGAGAGAUAGUGGGAGUGGGAGUUGUUCUUCCAGGGAAAUAGUUCCUCAGAGAGACGAACUUUCUCCACCAUCUGGGGUUGCUCCAAUAUCAAGUUACAGUACUGCCAUGGACAUUCAUCAACAGUUUAAAUCCGACCAUUUUAGCUUCGCCCCAUUCAGGAAAAGCUUUGAUGAGGUGGGGAUAGGAGAGGCUUCAACAGCAAGGGAAGCCCCAGGCGCAUCAGGUGGUGGUGGCACGUGCGAAGAUAUGAGGGAUCACCAGAGGCCACAUCAUCCUAUGGCCCAUGACCAUCAUCACCAACAGCAGCACCAACAUCACCAUCCACAUCAUCAAAUUGCGACCACAGCCUUCCACAUCAGCAGGCCUUCACAUCCCAUUUCCACCAUCAUCUCUCCACCUCCCCUCCACCAUACCUCCAUUAUUCUCGAUCAAGAUCACUCCUACCACAUCUCCAGAAUAAUGCUCCAAAAUGAAAAUUUCCAGCAGCAGCAGCAGCAACUAGAACAAGUACAGCAACCGCAGCAGCAACAGCAUCAUAAACUGGGAGGGAGGUCUGCAUCCGGUUUGGAGGAACUCAUAAUGGGUUGCACUUCAAGUAAUAUCAAAGAGGAAUCAUCCAUCACAAACCCUCAUGAGGCAGACUGGCUGAAGUACCCGUCCUUCUGGCCUGACCCUGACAACCCAGAUCAUCAUGGGUAGGAGCAAAAAUUACAGGGAAUAAACGACACCCUUACAGACAACAUCAUUAUCAUCAUCAUUAGUGCUUGAAACCUUCCUCUCAAGUUUUUUUUUUUUUUUUUUCAACGUGAGGCCAAGAAAGCAUCCUUAGUCCGGUCUUUUUUUUUUUUCUUUUUACUGGGGACCUGGCUAAGCUCUGAUGGCUCUCAACCGAACUACCUGUGCAACAGUCCAUGUUGUAAAGAAAGAGAGAAAGAACAAAAGGAAAAACAAAGAAAAAAGAAGAGAAACCAAGAAAGGCUGCACUCUCUCUGACAGAUAGAAGGAGAACCAAAGACCCAAAAGAAACCCAGCCUGCAUGAAAAUCAUCACCAUUAUGAUUACAAUAUCAUCUUUCUGGCUAUUCUUAUUAUUUUAUUAUUUUAAUUAAGAUGUUUGUAUAAUUUAUCUUUCUUGUUCUUUACAAACAAAUACAAGAGAGUUUGUGCAAAUUGCAAAAAUACUUUGUCAAUCAUGCUGUAACGUCAUUACAUUAUUAUAAGUCACUUUGAGAUAGUAAAAUAUAAGUGUUCAUA
Molecule: messenger RNA, 2721 nt
Organism: Juglans regia (Persian walnut)
Lineage: Eukaryota; Viridiplantae; Streptophyta; Magnoliopsida; Fagales; Juglandaceae
Product: NAC domain-containing protein 75-like
Exons: 8
Coding region: 767-2167 (466 amino acids)
Biological process (GO): regulation of DNA-templated transcription
Cellular component (GO): nucleus
Molecular function (GO): transcription cis-regulatory region binding; DNA-binding transcription factor activity
Source: RefSeq, a predicted model, not a curated record